CGCCCCACGGCUGAAGCACUGCCCCAGACUCAGGCAGAGGGCCAGCCAUGUCCAGCCCAGGGCUCCUGCUCCUGCUCUUGCUGCUGUCAGCGUCACCACCGCUGCGACCCUCCUCGCUGGCACGGCCGGAAACCCCAGAAGGCAAAGCCACCAUCACAGGCCUCAUCCUCUCCGCGCUGGAGAGAGCCAUUUCCUUCCUGGAGAAGAGGCUGCCUGAAAUCAACCUGGAUGGCGUGGUGGGGUUCCGGGUGCUGGAAGUGCAGCUAAAAGGUGUUCAGGAAAAAUGGGCUCGGGACCCCCAGCUGCAGCCGCUGAGCCUGAGUGUGGAGAAGCUGGUAGAAAAACUAGCACCUCUCCUUCACAGAUCCAUUUUCUACCUCGAGCUGAGUGACCCUAAGUACCUAAGAGAGUUCCAAUCAACCAUCCAGCCUGGGUUUUGGAAGCUUCCGCGUGCCUGGACCUGCACAGAUGCCUCCAUGGUCUACCCCACGUUUGAGACUCAGGACUCCUUCUCAGAGGAAAGCAGUGACUCGUGUCUGGUGCAGCUGCUGGGAACAGGGACCGACGGUGGCCAGCCCUGCAGGCUCUCAGACUUCUGCAGGACACUCAUGACCAAGCCCGGCUGCUCAGGCUAUUGCCUGUCUCACCAGCUGCUCUUUUUCCUCUCAGCCAGAUUGAAGGGAUGCACGGAGGGGCUGUUCCGCCACAGCCAGCACUACAUGAACCUCUUUUGUGCCAACAUGAUGGACCUGAACCAGAGAGCUGAGGCUAUCGGAUAUGCGUACCCAACCCGGGACAUCUUCAUGGAGAACAUCAUGUUCUGUGGAAUCAGUGGCUUCUCAGACUUCUACAAGCUCUGGUGGCUGGAGGCCAUUCUCAACUGGCAGAAGCCAGAGGAAGGAUGCUUCGGGAGGCCUGCUGCUGAAGAUGAAGAAUUAUUGACAGCCAUUCAACACCAACAGCACGUUUUAAGAAGAGUGAAGAGGCGAGAAAAACAAUUUACAGAUGGCUGCUCCUCCCACAACACAGCCAUGGCUGUCGCAGCCCUGGGCGGCUUCCUCUACGUCCUGGCAGAAUACCCCCAGCAAAUGGAGAGCUGUGGCAGUCCACCCUGGCACGACCCCGCGGCCACUGAGACAAAUGGUUCCACUCCUGCCACUGGAAGAUAAGACAGAUGCCUUUAGUCCUUCCUCCCUUAAAUCCUGGGUGCCUGGGUCAUACCUUGACCAGGAGGUAGCUAAAGACGCAGACUAGCCAAGCAACCCAGCUUCUCCGCACCGAGCAGGGCCAGGGAAGGUGAGGCUGGGAUGGAUCCAGGCGUAGAAGCAGAGAAAUAAAUUCAGAGUGCAGUCGA
This is a messenger RNA of Lynx canadensis (Canada lynx), 1354 nucleotides long. It is a transcript of the gene CE3H16orf89, whose product is annotated as chromosome E3 C16orf89 homolog. The record is from RefSeq and is a predicted model, not a curated record. Gene Ontology annotation, cellular component: membrane; cytosol. The transcript has 8 exons. Bases 48 to 1169 code for a protein of 373 amino acids. NCBI's taxonomy places the organism in Eukaryota, Metazoa, Chordata, Mammalia, Carnivora, Felidae.